Molecule: messenger RNA, 1314 nt
Organism: Copidosoma floridanum
Lineage: Eukaryota; Metazoa; Arthropoda; Insecta; Hymenoptera; Encyrtidae
Cellular component (GO): chitin-based extracellular matrix
Molecular function (GO): structural constituent of chitin-based larval cuticle
Source: RefSeq, a predicted model, not a curated record
AUGAUGGAACAAGCUGAAAACGAUAUGUGUACAGUAGACUAUGUGUAUCACGGUGUGACGGGCAAAAAUGACGAAAAACACUUUAGAUCUAGAGGAAAAAGCCAGCUCUUCACCCUGCUGAUCGGCAGCGUGUGUUGCGCUCUGGCCCAGUACGGCGAUGAGCCGGGGACUCCGGUGCCGAAGAAGCCACUGCAGAUACCGGGUGCCAGGAGGAUCAAGGGCCCGAGAUUGGCCGGGCCCACGGCUCAGACUUCGAUCGGCGCCAGUCCGAGAUUCCGGCGACCGGUACCCGUGAUCAAACCAAGAGCCCCGGCCUCGGAGCCGAUACCCGAGAUCCCGGUGUUUACCUCGGGCAUCAGGGGCUCGCGGCCCUCGUCUCUCGUCAACCUCGAGCAGAACGACGAGCCGCAGAGCCUGCCGAUCCAGGCGAUCCAGCAGCCUCACAUAGUCCACGCCCAGUCCGUUCCCCAGCAGGGUCUCACCGAGAUCAAGCCCGUGAGCGAGGUCCACGAAAAGGACGAGGACGUCGUCCAGGUGAUCGCCAAUCUCGGGGCUGUCUCGAACUACGGUGCCCAGGGUAACCUCCUCACGGCGACGACUGCCUCGCCAGCCCCCAUCUUGCCAACCGCCAGUGCCUAUCUGCAGGAACAACAGCAGCACCAGCAACACCAGCAGCAGUUUCAGAUCGGCCAUUACAGGGCUCUGCAGCCACAACAGCACCAAAUCUCCAGGUCGUCGGCCAACGUAGUGCUCGAGCAGCCGAAGCAGAUAAACCAUCAGGUGAUCACGCCCGUCCAGUACAGUAGGCCACAAAAGCCGGUGAGGCUGUCUAAACCGCAGCAGCAGCUCGUCGAGCGCAACGAGUACGACCUGAACGAGGCUCGCCCGGUCGUCAAGCAGAGAGCACAGGUGGCGCCCAAGAAGUCGAAGCCACAGGCCGAUUACUACGAGGGCAGGACCAAGAAACCCGUAGCCCAGGUGAUCAGACGUUAUCGCGAAGAGAUGGCCGACGGCUCGAUACUCUGGGGUUUCGAGAACGACGACGGCUCGUUCAAGGAGGAGAUGAUUGGCAUCGACUGCAUAACCCGGGGCAAGUACGGCUACGUCGAUCCCGACGGUCUCAAGCGCGAGUAUACUUACGAGACGGGCAUCAAGUGCGACGAGGAGGCGCAGCAGCAACAGGACCAGGAUAUUCUCAACACGUUCGUCGACUAUCAGGAGAACAAGCUCGUGCUGCCCAACGGCAAGACCAUCGAUCUGAGCAGUAUGGGUAAGAAGCAGGCCAGACGACCCCAGCCCUUGUACAGGAAUUGA